UGCUGCUUUAAACCUGCCUGCUAGGAACAACCUACAGGUUUUAGGCUGAAGUGCACGGCAAUACACGGAAUGGUGCUUCCUUCAGGUAAAGCAGACCAGCAAUGUGCCCAUCAUGAUGGAACUUGCCUGUAAGGAAGAACACAGGAGCCUAGAGAUUUAAGCUGGGGCAUGCAUGCAAUUAAACAGCACAGAAGGAAGCCGCAUCUCUCUGACCUAUUAAUGGAUCAUCAUGGCUGGAUAUAAUCUGACAUUCUGAAUGGCCUUUCCCGGCAUCCUUUAUGUUGCUAUGAAUUGAAGAGUGUUCCCUCUAUUAAAAAACAAAACAAAACCCUGAAGUGUAAUUAGUGGCCAUGAGAAAGGAAUCCGGUCACAUGCUGGUGUUUUGCUGACAGCUUGUGCAGCAGAGGGAUUUUCUUCCCAUCAGAAGGCAAGAUGAAUAAGAAAAUGUCGUGGAGCAGAAUCAAGGAAUAGGCGAGAGCAGGAGGUCCUCUCUGCUUGGGAUUCUGCCCCUCUUGCCACGCCGUCUCACGAUGUCAAAGAAGGGUGCCAGCUUUCGAGCUAAAGGAGAAAGACCGGAUGCCUUAGCUGCCUUGCAAGCUGCUAAUGAAGAGCUCAGGGCAAAACUAACAGAUAUUCAAAUAGAGCUCCAGCAAGAAAAGAGUAAGGUCAGCAAAUUGGAGAGGGAGAAAAAUCAGGAAGUGAAGCUGAUCAAAGAACACGAACAGCACAAAAACACAGUGACUGUGACGGAGCUCAAGGCUAAACUUCAUGAAGAAAAAAUGAAGGAGCUCCAAGCUGUUCGCGAGGGACUUUUAAGACAGCAUGAAGCUGAGCUUCUUAGAGUCAUAAAAAUCAAAGAUAAUGAAAUUCAGAGACUUCAGGCCUUACUCAAUGUUGUCCGGGAUGGGACGCCUGAUAAGGUUAAGACGAUGCUCUUCUGCGAAGCAAAGGAGGAGGCCAAGAAGGGAUUUGAGGGUGAGAAAACCAAAAUGCAACAGGAAAUUUUGGAGCUUAAGGGGGCUAAAAAACAAGUGGAAGAAGCUUUAUCUGUGGUCGUGCAAGCUGACAAAAUCAAAGCAGCAGAGAUACGGAGUGUAUAUCACCUUCACCAAGAAGAGAUUACCAGGAUAAAGAGAGAGUGUGAGAGGGAAAUUCGCAGAUUGAUGGAGGAGAUCAAAUUUAAAGACAGAGCAGUCUACGUGCUGGAAAGAGAGUUAGGGGUUCAAGCCGGGCAUGCUCAGAGACUUCAGCUCCAAAAGGAGGCUUUAGAUGAACAACUUUCCCAGCUCAGAGAGGCUGACCGGCAUCUGAGCAGCCCCAAGCGGGAACUUCCUCAUGCAAGUGGUGCAGGAGACACUUCAGAUCAUUCAGGAAGUCCUGAACAGCAGUUGGAUGAGAGGGACGCCCGGCGCUUCCAACUUAAAAUAGCUGAAUUAAGUGCAAUCAUCAGGAAACUGGAAGAUCGGAAUGCAUUACUGUCAGAGGAACGAAAUGAGCUUUUGAAGCGUCUGAGAGAAGCUGAGAGCCAGUAUAAACCGCUUCUAGACAAAAAUAAACGCCUAAGUAGGAAAAAUGAGGAUUUGUCUCAUGCCUUACGUCGUAUGGAAAAUAAGCUAAAAUUUGUCACACAAGAGAAUUUAGAAAUGAGACAAAGGGUGAGAACAAUAAGGAGACCAAGCUCUUUAAACGACCUUGAUCAGAGUCAAGAUGAAAGAGAAGUCGAAUUUCUGAGGUUGCAAAUCAUAGAGCAGCAAAAUAUCAUAGAUGACCUUUCGAAGACACUAGAAACUGCUGGCUAUGUGAAGAGCGUAAUAGAGAGGGAUAAGCUUCUAAGGUAUAGGAAACAAAGGAAGAAAUUUGCAAAAUUUCCCAAGAAGCCAGUGGUGGAGACAUUUUUCGGGUAUGAUGAAGAAGCUUCCCUUGAGUCUGAUGGCUCUUCUAUCUCAUAUCAAACUGACCGAACUGAUCAAACACCCUGCACACCGGAUGAUGACUUGGAAGAGGGCAUGGCAAAAGAAGAAACAGAACUGAGAUUCCGGCAGCUGACGAUGGAAUACCAGGCCUUACAGAGGGCAUAUGCUCUGCUGCAAGAGCAGGUUGGAGGAACGUUGGAUGCAGAACGAGAAGUUAAGACUCGUGAGCAGCUUCAAGCAGAAAUCCACAGAUCCCAGGCUCAGAUAGAUGACCUAGAAAAGGCACUUGCGGAGCAAGGACAGGAUAUGAAGUGGAUUGAGGAAAAACAAGCAUUAUACCGAAGAAAUCAAGAGCUUGUAGAAAAGAUAAAACAGAUGGAGGUAGAAGAGGCUCGGUUAAAGCAUGAUGUUCAGGAUGCUAAAGAUCAAAACGAACUCUUGGAAUUCAGGAUAUUAGAACUGGAAGAGCGAGAGAGAAGGUCUCCAGCUAUCAAUUUUCAUCACAUUCCUUUUACUGAAGGGAAAAGCCCCCUCCAGGUCUACUGUGAGGCAGAAGGAGUAACAGACAUACUAGUGGCAGAGUUGAUGAAAAAAUUGGACAUUUUAGGGGAUAACGCCGUAAGUAACCUAACGAAUGACGAGCAAGUAGUUGUUAUACAAGCUCGGACAGUUUUGACACUGGCCGAAAAGUGGCUGCAGCAGAUAGAAGUAACAGAAUCAGCUCUACAGCAGAAGAUGAUAGAUCUAGAAAACGAAAAGGAACUAUUUAGUAAACAAAAGGGAUAUUUGGAUGAUGAACUUGAUUACAGGAAGCAGUCCUUAGACCAAGCACAUAAGCACAUUUUGGAAUUGGAAGCCAUGCUUUACGAUGCCCUGCAGCAGGAAGCGGGAGCCAAAAUGUCCGAAAUCCUCUCAGAAGAUGAAAGAGAGAAGCUGAAGAAUGCUGUGGAACAAUGGAAGCGUCAGGUGAUGAGCGAACUCCGAGAAAGGGAUGCCCAGAUCCUCCGUGAACGAAUGGAGCACAUUCAGCAUGCGCAACAGAGAAUUAAAGAGCUAGAAGAAAGAAUUGAAGCUCAAAAAAGACAAAUAAAGGAAUUAGAAGAAAAGUUUUUAUUUUUGUUUUUAUUUUUCUCUUUAGCUUUCAUUCUUUGGUCAUAGUACGCCCACGCAACGGCUAGAGCCCAGAGAGAAAUCUAGGAAAUCUGUCUCAUAUGGAACAAUAUAACAAUGGUA
Lacerta agilis (Sand lizard) is the source of this 3146-nucleotide messenger RNA. RefSeq names its product Janus kinase and microtubule interacting protein 3 (gene JAKMIP3). The transcript is spliced from 24 exons. Bases 531 to 3071 code for a protein of 846 amino acids. Lineage: Eukaryota; Metazoa; Chordata; Lepidosauria; Squamata; Lacertidae. The record is from RefSeq and is a predicted model, not a curated record. Gene Ontology annotation, molecular function: kinase binding; microtubule binding.